Trichomycterus rosablanca is the source of this 2532-nucleotide messenger RNA. RefSeq names its product protocadherin 20 (gene pcdh20l). NCBI's taxonomy places the organism in Eukaryota, Metazoa, Chordata, Actinopteri, Siluriformes, Trichomycteridae. Bases 1 to 2532 code for a protein of 843 amino acids. Gene Ontology annotation, biological process: homophilic cell-cell adhesion. Gene Ontology annotation, molecular function: calcium ion binding. The record is from RefSeq and is a predicted model, not a curated record. Gene Ontology annotation, cellular component: plasma membrane. The transcript is spliced from 2 exons.
AUGAACUUAGCCUCUCUGUUACAGGUGCUUCUGGUGGCAUUCGUCAGGCAGAUCGUAUGCCAGCUCCCGUCACCUUUCUCGACGCCCGAGGAGCAGACAGACGGAAUCAAGAUAGGCGCCCUAGGUGGAGCCUACCCUCCUCCAUACCUGCUGCUCGGCAGCGUCUACUUAAGAGUGGAUGAGGAAACGGGGGACGUGUACACGACAGAGCAGAAAAUGGACAGAGAGGCCUUGUGUCCAUCGCAGGACGGUGGGUACUGUACCAUAACGGCUGAUGCGUUAGUGGGACCUGAGCAGGACAUGGUCAAGAUAACUGUCAUCGUAGAGGAUAUUAAUGACAAAGCUCCUCAUUUUGAGACAAAUGAAAUACGGUUGAAGAUCCCAGAGAGCGCAGUCGUGGGGACCAGGGUGCUCCUGGAGGAGAAGGCUUGGGACGAGGACAUAGGCAGCAAUGCUGAGAUAAGGUAUCACUUAGAAGGAGCUGGAGGAUUCUUCAGCGUGGCGCAGGAUGGAGACGAUCUUGAGCUAGUCGUUGAACGAGGGCUGGAUCGCGAGACUCAAGAUGAGCACCGGAUGCUUCUAGUGGCCGUUGACGGUGGCAGAGCGGCCCUAAGUGGCACAGCCUCUCUUAUCAUCACAGUCCUGGAUGUUGAUGAUAAUUGCCCGCAGUUUAGCCCUGAAAACCCGAAAAAUGUGACCGUGCCAGCUGGAGCAACCAAGGACACGCCUGUGGCUCAUGUCAUGACCGUAGACCCAGACCUGGCUACGAAUAGCCAAAUCACGUACUCCUUCAGUCCCCUGAUCUCUGACCGGGCCAAGGAGCUUUUCUACCUGGACCAAGCCACAGGGUGGAUCAGUUUAGAUAUGGACGUGAGGUUAUACAGCCUGGAGGAACACAUACUAAAAGUGGUCAUGACGAGCACGUCAUGCCCCACUGAACAAACUCAGCUGACUGUUUACCUGCUGCCGCUGGAACUCCAAAAGCCCUCUAUUGAAAUUAAGUUUCUGGCUGAGUUUAAAAACCAAACAAUACUGAUCCGUGAGAAUGAGCCCCCUACCGUCUUGGCCAUUCUGACACCUCGGGACACCUCAUCGCCGCCUGGCGUCCAAAAGGUUCUGUACUUAGAGAACAAAAGCACAGCGUUCAUUUUGAAAGCGCAAGCAGACAGCUAUCUGUUGUCAACAUCAAAGCCUCUCGAUUUCGAGCUGUGCAGCGACUAUCAGAUUUCCGUGGUUAUAAGUGAUCCCGGGAGAAAACACGUCCUCGGGAGCGAAGUGAUCAAAGUGGCGGUGCAAGACGUGAACGAUAACGUGCCGCGGUUCGAAAAGCAGAACUAUCAGGUAGAGAUUGAGGAGAACAAUGAGCCCGGCGUGUCUUUAAUUCAAGUCAGGGCGUCUGACGCCGACAGCCAGCUCGACGGCAAAGUGGCAUAUUUGCUGAUCUAUUCCAUGCCCGCUUUCUUUAGCGUUAACAAAGAGACAGGAGUGCUAUCGGUGCUGGAGUCUUUGGACAGGGAGCAGCAGGGGGCGUACACUUUAACAGUCCUGGCCAGGGACCACGGUUCUCCUCCGUUGGAAGCCUUGGCCUACGUCUCAAUCAAAGUCCUUGACCAGAAUGACAACAGCCCAACCUUCGUCCCACCACGCUUCAUAUUUUUUAUUUCUGAAAGCAUUUUGAAAUUAGCACAUGUUGGAAAAAUUGGCGUCUUCGAUGCAGACGAGGGUGAAAACGGGACGGUCGUGGACGUCCAAGUGGUCAAUCAGGAUGUCCCCUUUGCCGUGGAUUUUACUCACAUGGUGCUCCGCUGCACGGCCGAGGUGGACCGAGAGAAGCAGGACCGUUAUGAGCUGUUAUUACAGGCCAUAGAUGGUGGCAAUCCCCGCCGCUCCUCGAGCGCCUCCGUGACCGUUUUCAUCGAGGACGUGAACGACAAUCAACCCGAGGUCAUUCUUCCCAACAGUAACUUCUCCUGCCUGACCGUACCUCCCAGCACCAAAGCUGGAAGCAUCAUCACCAAGAUCUACGCCAUCGACCACGACUCGGGCGUAAACUCGGACAUCACGUACCACAUGAUGCCCAGCCAGCCGGCUCAGUCCAGCCCUUUCCGAAUCGACCCGCGGUCAGGGAACAUCACACUUGUCCAACCCCUCGUGAUCGGCGACUACGGUAUGCACCACCUCUACAUCAGAGUCAGCGACGGAGGCAAACCCGUCCCCCUUCAGACCGCCGUGUGGAUUAACGUGCUGGUCAACGAGACGUCCGAAGAGUGCCACCUCACCAGCGUUCCCCAGUAUUUAGACUCGCAGCCCCAUCCGACGCCAACGACGGCAGAAUUUAAGCCGAGCACGAGCUGUACGGACCAGUCGUGGUUCAUUUUGCUCUGCGGUUUGGGCAUGAUGGCAUUUUCGGUCUUCACGCUUCUGGCGUCUGCAGUGGUCUGCCUCAGACACAGAAAUAUGAUGAGGAGGAGACAGACUGAGAAGGAACAGGAUUAUAUCACUGAAAUGGAUCCUUUAAAGGACAGAAAAUGA